Molecule: messenger RNA, 2606 nt
Organism: Elaeis guineensis (African oil palm)
Lineage: Eukaryota; Viridiplantae; Streptophyta; Magnoliopsida; Arecales; Arecaceae
Product: serine/threonine-protein kinase D6PK
Biological process (GO): protein phosphorylation
Molecular function (GO): ATP binding; protein kinase activity
Source: RefSeq, a predicted model, not a curated record
GGGGAGCUGCACUAAGUUAUUUGUGUGAGAUUUGAAGGCAUUGGGAGGAGUGGGAGGGGGGUGGCGUCGGAGGGCUUUGCUGUGCCCCGCUUGGUUUUUGGGUCGGGGACAAAGUAUAAAGCAAAAUGGAAAUAAUUAACUGAGGGAGCACUGAAAAGGUGCGGCCUUGGCUUUAAUCGCCCUCUCUCCUCUUGAAUGCGUCCAGAUGGCACCACCCACGUGCCACGUAAGGCCAGUCCUCUGUUCUUACCCCUUUUUUAAGCUCCCCUCUCUCUCUUGGAGACGAAGAGGGGGUUUACAGGCGGAACGGUCUGUCAUCAACGAAAGAGGAAUCCUAAAGUUGUGAUCUUUGGCGGGACAAGGAAGUGUGUGAUGGGGGAAGAGGCAUUCUAUGCUGUCGAUGAGGUGCCUCGGUGUAGCAUUCUUUCUGAACAAUAGAACGAGUUUUGGGUUGUAUUGGUCUUAUAUAUUCGAUAAUCAGUGGUCUGAUAAAUGGCUUCAAAGACUACUACUAAGACCUGCUCUGACCAGCAACACAAAACACCUGGUAGUCAUGAAGUGGAACCAGCUUCCUGCAAGCUUUCCCCUUUGCAAAUUCCUAAGACAAGCAAGUCGGAGCCUACCACACCAAGAAUAUUGCAAAAAUCUGUGCUGAUGAACACAUCAAAAGAUACAGCUACUGCUGCUCUAACAGACCCAAAAUUGAAUCACCACCAUAAGGGGUCUACUGGCUCAACAACUGAAAAGGUUCCUGCUAAGGCUACCAAGUCUUCUGAGCCAAACAAUUUGGGUCUGAAGCGACCUACCCAGCAAGGUGAUCUGGUGGAGCUGCCUCGGUUAAAUGGUACUGCAGGCUUGGAAGGCAGUGGAGGUCAAGAGAAGAACAAUUGUGAGCAGGAUGGUGUGAAGAAUAGCUUGGCUUCUGCUCAAGUUAGUGAUGGCACCGGCUGUCUGACAAAGACUAGUGGAAAUGCUAAGAUAUGUGACCGUGCUGAUUUUAUUGAGAAUGGCAAGGGCAGCAUGUGCAGGGCUAGCACAAGCAGUGAUGUGAGUGAUGAAAGCACUUGUAGUAGCUUAUGCAGUGGUGUAAACAAGCCUCACAAAGCAAAUGAUCCAAGAUGGGAAGCGAUUCAGGUCAUCAGGGCUAGAGAUGGUGUUCUUGGUUUGAGCCAUUUCAGGCUGCUUAAGAGAUUAGGCUGUGGUGAUAUUGGCAGUGUGUAUUUGUCAGAAUUGAGUGGGACUAAAUGUUAUUUUGCAAUGAAGGUUAUGGACAAGGAAUCUCUAGCAAGUCGUAAAAAGCUGCUUAGAGCGCAGACUGAAAGAGAGACAUUGCAAUGCUUGGAUCAUCCAUUUCUGCCAACAUUAUAUACGCACUUUGAGACUGAUAAAUUCUCAUGUUUGGUCAUGGAGUUUUGCCCAGGAGGAGAUCUGCAUAUGCUUCGGCAGAGGCAACCUGGAAAAUAUUUUCCAGAACAAGCUGUCAAGUUCUAUGUAGCUGAGGUCCUCCUUGCUUUGGAAUACCUACACAUGCUUGGCAUCAUCUAUCGUGACCUCAAGCCAGAAAAUGUCCUUGUCCGAGAGGAUGGCCACAUCAUGCUCUCUGACUUUGACCUUUCGCUCCGUUGCGCCGUUAGCCCCACACUUAUCAAGUCCUCGAACCCUGACUCUGAAGUUUUCCGUAGGAACAACCCUGUCUACUGUGUGCAGCCUGCUUGCAUCAAGUCAUCCUGCAUCCAGCCUUCAUGUGUAGCUCCUACCACAUGCUUCACCCCUCGCCUCUUCUCCUCGAAGUCCAAGGAGCGGAAACCGAAGCUUGAGACCGGCAACCAGGUCAGCCCAUUACCUGAGCUCAUCGCAGAGCCCACAGAUGCUCGGUCCUUGUCAUUUGUUGGUACACAUGAAUACUUGGCCCCCGAGAUCAUCAAGGGUGAGGGUCAUGGGAGUGCCGUGGAUUGGUGGACCUUUGGGAUAUUCUUAUAUGAGCUUUUGUUUGGGAAGACCCCUUUCAAGGGAUCAGGCAACCGAGCUACUCUGUUUAAUGUAGUCGGCCAGCCCUUACAUUUCCCUGAGUCACCAGUUGUGAGCUUCUCCGCAAAGGAUCUCAUUCGAGGACUGCUUGUGAAGGAGCCACAGAACCGGCUCGCUUACAAACGUGGUGCCACAGAGAUAAAACAGCACCCAUUCUUUGAGGGCAUGAACUGGGCCUUGAUACGGUGUGCAAGCCCUCCAGGGAUCCCAAAACGCAUUGAGAUUGAGAGUCCUCCAGCUCCUGCAGCAUCAGCAAGCCAGAAGGUCAGAGCUCCUAUUGAGAAAGGUUCCAACAACUAUCUGGAAUUUGAUUUCUUUUAGUUGAUUCUUCUGAACUGGUGUCAUUUUAUUGAAUGGAGAGAAGAUAUAGAGUUUCUUAAUGUUUUCAGUAUGCUAGUGAUUUCUUCUAUACAGAUUUUGAUCAGUGUCUGUAAUGCUGCUGCUGUUGUCAAGUUGGACUAUUUUGAUUACAAAUCUGUAUUCAACAAAUGCCAAAAAUGAUCUUAUCUUUAUGAUCAUCAUGGAAAGGCCUGCCUUCUUUUAUGUGGUCCUGAUUGGUUUGUAUAAAGGAUGUUUGU